CCCGAAUAGCAUUGACAGCUCGCUGCUGCAUUUAUAAACGUCAAAAAUUUAUAGGUUAACUAUUCUAAAAAUUAUAUCUAAAAAUUUAAAAACUGCUAGUUUUUCUUAAAUUUUCCCGAAAAUAAUAAACAAAAAUGCAGUUGAUUUUACGUAACUUACCCCGGUUCUUCCACACGUCGAUCACCAAAUUAGCAGUUGAAAAGUCUGCUUUAGCAGCUCUAAGGAAAAAAACCGGAUAUACUUUUGCAAACUGUAAAAAGGCACUUGAAAUGCACAAUAACGAUGUUACAAAGGCAGAGCAAUGGCUCAAGGAACAAGCCCAAGCCCUUGGUUGGUCAAAAGCAACAAAGCUGGAAGGUCGGACAACUGCCCAAGGCCUAAUUGGUGUUGCCAUAGAUAAUAGGGAUGGAGUUUUGGUAGAGGUGAACUGUGAAACAGAUUUUGUCGCUAGGAAUGUAGAGUUUGAGAAGAUGGUUAAGGAAGCAACAGAAGUUUGCUUGAACCACCUGAAGGCAAGCAAAAAUUCUGCAGGUUUGGUUACUAAAGUCGGCUUCGAUACAGAACAAUUAAGAUCUCUAAAAGGAAAUGACGGCAAGUCAUUGGCUGACAAAUUGGCUCUCAUGAUUGGUAACGUUGGUGAGAAUGCCACUUUAAAAAGAGCAGUAGGCAUUAAAGUUAGUGAAGGAAUCCAUUUAGCGGGAUAUGCACACCCUUCAGGAAAAUCUUCAAACAACAUUCUCUUAGGACGAAUCGGCAGUAUUUUGGCCAUAAAAUCUGUAAAUCCAGAAAAAUCAGAAGUAGAAGAACUUGGUAAAGGCUUAUGCCAACAUAUUGUCGGUAUGGCUCCUAAAACUGUGGGAAAAGGCGAUGAGAAGCCCGCAACAAAUAAAGAAGAAGAAAUUAUUCUUCUUCAUCAGGAUUAUUUGUUAGAUGAUAGUAUGACAGUGAAGGAAAUACUGGAAGAAAAUCAGGUGGCAGUUGUGGAUUUUAAAAGAUUUGAGUGUGGAGAAACGACGAAUAAUUCAAAUGAAGAGGAACCGCAACAAGUGAAAGCAGAAGCCUCGCAGUAAAGGUCUGACACAAAACGGGUUAUUGACCAAGCGUGUUUUCUUGGCUACAGAGUGUAACGUUUUAUUUGCAUUUUAUAGGAAACUGUUUUGUAUAUAGAAAAUAUUAAGUGUUGAAAUUAAAUGUUUUAUUAUUUACAUAAUAAUAAA
Molecule: messenger RNA, 1217 nt
Organism: Anthonomus grandis grandis
Lineage: Eukaryota; Metazoa; Arthropoda; Insecta; Coleoptera; Curculionidae
Gene: mEFTs
Product: elongation factor Ts, mitochondrial
Exons: 5
Coding region: 135-1070 (311 amino acids)
Biological process (GO): mitochondrial translational elongation
Cellular component (GO): mitochondrial matrix
Molecular function (GO): protein binding; translation elongation factor activity
Source: RefSeq, a predicted model, not a curated record